GCCAUUCCUUCGCCCAUCUGCCUCUCCCCUAUCCUUCUCUCCUCUCUUCUUCCAAUAGGGGCAUUUCGUUUGAAAUUCCGUGCGUGAAUUUACGAAUCUGCCCCCAGCUGCUCCCACGCCCCUCGCCACGCGCUCCCUUCUCUCUCAACCGUUUCCCUCUUUCAUUUUCGUGCCCCGCUUGUCGCCAUCGGGCGAUUCCGUCCGGCGUGGCGGGGAGGCGCAUCGGGGCCGUCGAGCUGUCGAUCCGCGCGGAGAUGCAGGCGCCACGUGGCGGAGCCUUCCUCGGGAAGAGGAAGGAACGGGAGUACUACUACCCCUCCUCGUCGUCGUCGGAGCAGGCGGUGCUGCUCGCGCGGCCGUCGCCGUUCGCUAAGCCCGACCCACGCGGCAAGCCGGAUCGCCCUGCGGCUCGGCUUAGCGCCAAGCCGCCACUUGCACCGCCGCUGGGGCUGGCCCAGUGCGGUGCGGGAAACAAGCUGCUGGCCGGGUACCUGGCGCACAAGUUCCUCAGGUGCGGCACCCUCCUCGGCGAGCGGAGACUCGACCCGCCGCCGAGCCGGAAGGAGAAGGAGCCGGCCGGGACGGCGGCGCCCGAGCCGGGUAGGCGGUAUGCGGAGGUGUCACGGCUGCUCAUGGCGGGCCGGGCCCGCAUCCCUGGCGUCGUCAACCCGUCGCAGCUCGGCCGCUGGCUCCAGAUUAAGGAGUGACUGGACUCCGGAGGCAGGAGGGCACACGGCGGCGGGGCGGCAUUGCCUGGUGGCUCUUCUCGCCGGCCGCGCGCGUGCACGAUGCGGCGACCGAUCGACCCAAAGAACAACCGAUGCUUUGGACAUAGUCAAGAGGGUUUGUCAUGUCUUUUCCUUCUAGUUUUCGUGCAGUAAAAUCAAUUUCUGUCGUUAAAAUGUUAAUGUAGGUUCGAACGAGAGACUGGAUCCACUAGCUUUUGCUGCGAUAUUAUCAUGCUUUCUCUCACUGGGUUCUUCGUAAGACAAAAUUUGGUAUGAAUGCGCUAAUGAAUCGACCAUCGAUGUUCACGAGUGUCGAAAUCUGACUCUAUUCAGUGUCCAAUUCAACAAAAAAAAUUUAGACAUGUCAAAUAUAAUUUGAAAUUCCAAACAGGUGUUUGAAUCCGACUAGAUUCGGUAUCUGAUUUGGUAAAAAAAAUUAGACACGGUACAGGUAACACCCUUACUAAGUAAAGGCAGGGUAACGUUUUAGUAGUAGCGUAUGAACUCAUGCUGUUGAUUUGGUGCGACUGCUCUCUGUUCCAUGCGUCUAGAUGCGUGGCUCCAUAUUUGGAGGAACACUGGCAAUUACCACCACAAGUCCAGUGAAUGGACCUUUGCUUGCAGAUGUAUCUCAUCUUGGUGUUCCUCCGUGCUUAGUAAAGCAAUAAAGACGGUAUGAUCUGUUAGCAUCUUUGUGUUCUUGCUACUCUGCAGAUCACCUUUUUUCUCCCUAGUGCCACAGUUCGGCAGGUGGCGGUAGACUUGCAGUGGUACAGCUUGGGUCAUUUGAUCCAGCUAGAACUUGAUUUUGAAUCGCGGAAUUUGCCAUGUUGCUCACUUCAUGAACUGAGGAGUCGUUGUUCUCGUUCAAUAAUCUGUGAAGUGUAAAUAACUUCGUUCAACACUUCAACGGUCUGCGCUGCGCGUGGGCAUGUCGCAGCAGCCAGGAGACUAAAAAUAUGCAUUGUCAACUGAGGCGACUGGACUUCUUACUGGAAAUCACCGAAUUAUUCAGGACUCUGGAGGCCCCCAAUACACUUGCUUCUCUGCUAGUCUAGCUCACUGUAUUUCAGCAUUUCAGAACAGAUGGCCUUUUGGCUUCGCCCAAGUACGAAGUAUCUCUUUAAUAAAAGCUCUCCACUUCGGAUGCAAGCUAUCUAUCUAUCUACUCAACUUUUUAUCGGUAUCAUUUUCAUCCAAGUGAACAUUUCUUUUGCUGAGACGAUUUGAUCAAGCGUUGUCACGAUCAGGCUUUCGAUUUCGAAGCUGACAGGAGUCAAGGCAAAUCUUUUCCAUUUGCAUCCAACCAACUCCUGAUGCAAAAUCACCUGACAGCACCAGUGACUAGUGAUGACCGUUGCACAGGAUGACAGGAGUGGUUGGCUUUGUUGUUCUUCUCCGGCAGCGACAUGAGGGACGGGAAGGGCGAGAGGACACGCGUCGAUACAGUAGGACGGGUGAGGUGACCGACAGCUGCUGGCAACAAGAAAAGAAGCCGAUGAAGAACGGACGAAGCAAAGGUGAUGCGAGAGAACUAUGCCUGCUGUUCUCUGCUUACUGGGAAGCAAAGGAUGUGCACGAACGAUGGUCUCUCUGUGCUUUGUAGUGUCUUGCACGAUGCGCAAUAGUGUUUCUGCACGCACAUCCACGAUGUUUGCGUCGAAAAAAAUACGUAUCCCCGGGGAGGAAAAUGUGUACAAGCAGAUGAACAUGGCGAUGGGUUCAUUCAUUUCAUUUCCUAUGGAAGGCCUUGGCAACGUAGUCAUUCGUCGGUUCGGGUUUGUUGGGCGAUUGUUGGUUAGGAUGGAGUAAUGCGCUACUCGUUGGUCACCUGCUUAGCUUGAUGGAAGUCUAGUCAAUUUUUAAAUAUGGUUCAAAGGCUUUUUGUUUGAAGCUAGCUUGGACGCGUCAAGCAGCUAACAGGGUCUCUACCAGCUGUUUCAUAAUUCUCUUUCCGGGAAGCAUCUUAAUUCCUAAUGAACCACACAACUAGUAGUACUCGAUGCUUUGGCCAAGCCAUCGUGAUGGUCGGCUGAGUGUCUGACCCACCGGCCGGUCGCGCUCUCCUCGCUUCAGUCAGCAGAUCC
Phragmites australis (common reed) is the source of this 2815-nucleotide messenger RNA. RefSeq lists its product as uncharacterized. The transcript has 2 exons. The record is from RefSeq and is a predicted model, not a curated record. Bases 255 to 707 code for a protein of 150 amino acids. Lineage: Eukaryota; Viridiplantae; Streptophyta; Magnoliopsida; Poales; Poaceae.